AGAUAACGGGGUUAGAGAGCGUGCUCUCCCGGACUCUUUCUUUCCAUCUUUUGCUCCUUAGAUUUUUACAAGUUAUUUGCAAUGGAGUCAAACAUGGGUCAGGCAAACAAAUGUGUUCUUUCCAGUCACCGUAACCGGAUCGCUGCAGCGAAAGAGAACUCGCAGAAGCGUCCAGAGACCGCAGCCAGACCGUCAGUCUGUGGCAAAAGCAACUUCUAAGUGAGGCAGCACAAGCUGCCAGGAUGCAGAUUUCAGUUCACGGCUAAGCACAGCGACUGCACUGCAUUCUCGGCACCCCUCCGACUCUCCAAAAGCAAGGAAGGACAGGGGGAGGGAGGACCAGUCGAAAGCCAUCCGCAUUUCUGCACGUCGGCGCCACUUGGAAAGCCCUGCAGCUUUAGGACACCCAGAAAGAGAGAUGCAAGGGCGGGGAGCCAGGGUUCCUGGGCGAGGGCGGGGAGUGGGGACCUCACCCAUCCCGCCCCCCUCCAUCCACCCCACUGGCCCCCCGACAGCUGUGCAACUCUUGUAAUUCAUUGGCUUCACCCACCCCGCCUUCCAAAUACCACCCCAAUCCAGUUUAGCCCCCUGCCCCACCUUCGCUGACCUAAUAAGGCCAUGCAGUGUGCUGGGGACCUAUAUAAAAGGCGAGGACUUGCAAGGGCUCUGCACGACGCGCCCGGAGAGAGAAGACAGAAUCCAUCCAGCUCCCACAAAGACGACCAUGGCCAAGGAGUGGGGCUACGCCAGCCACAACGGUCCUGAUCACUGGCACGAACUUUACCCAAUUGCCAAGGGUGACAACCAGUCGCCCAUUGAGCUGCAUACUAAAGACAUCAAGCAUGACCCUUCUCUGCUGCCUUGGUCAGCAUCUUAUGAUCCUGGCUCUGCCAAAACCAUCCUGAACAAUGGGAAGACCUGCAGAGUUGUGUUUGAUGACACUUAUGAUAGGUCAAUGCUGAGAGGCGGUCCUCUUCCUGGGCCCUACCGACUUCGCCAGUUUCACCUUCACUGGGGCUCCUCCGAUGACCACGGCUCUGAGCACACGGUGGAUGGUGUCAAGUAUGCAGCAGAGCUUCACUUGGUUCACUGGAAUCCAAAGUAUAACACUUUUGGAGAAGCUCUGAAGCAGCCUGAUGGAAUUGCUGUGGUUGGCAUUUUUCUGAAGAUAGGACGGGAGAAAGGCGAAUUCCAGCUUGUACUUGAUGCACUGGACAAAAUUAAGACAAAGGGGAAGGAGGCGCCCUUCACGCACUUUGACCCGUCCUGCCUGUUCCCUGCCUGCCGAGACUACUGGACCUACCGUGGCUCCUUCACCACGCCUCCCUGUGAGGAGUGCAUCGUGUGGCUGCUCCUGAAGGAGCCCAUCACCGUGAGCUCCGACCAGAUGGCCAAACUGCGCAGCCUCUUUGCCAGCGCAGAGAACGAGCCCCCAGUGCCCCUUGUGGGGAACUGGCGCCCUCCGCAGCCUAUCAAGAACAGGGUGGUGAGAGCCUCCUUCAAGUGAGCUGCUGUGUCUUGCCCUCUUCAGGAAAGGAAACCUGCCUUUGGAGAGCUUGGUUCCUUGCCUCCUUCUGGUGCUCCUUACCGCAAGUGUAUUUCCUGUCCUCACACCUGAGCAAGGAUUGUGACAAAUGCAGUCACUAAGAAACCAAAGUCACUUUUGACAAGAUCUAAAACAAAAGCAUGAAUUUCACACUUGACCUUUGUUAUCAUCAUCUUUUUUUUUUUCUAUCACAGUAGUAUUUCUGGUAAGAUUUCCAAGAAGAAGAAACAAAAAUAGAUGAAUAAAGACAGAAAAAUGGUGCUCAAGCAGUAUUUUUCUGUCAUCUUAAAUUUCACAGAACCUCAGAUUUCCUAUUUUUGUAUUAUGAGUUGUCCAUCUUACAGAAGUAAUGAGUAAUUCUAUAUGUAGGAAGAGAGGUAGAUGAAGAUUAUCUAACCAACAUAAGCCAGAAUGUUUGUUACACCAAAAAUUGAAUUGCCAAUGUGUUUUACCUCUUAAAUAACACCAAAGAGAAGACCAUCACUUUUUGAAUUUUAGCUACUAUCUAGAUAUCUGGUUUUGAUAGUCCAUUAAAGGAAAUCACAUUAGGAGUUUUAGAAGUUUUGAUGCGGUAUCUGAAUUUGCGGUAUCUGAAUUUCUUCUUCAUAAAUAUGGUUUUCUUUAUCUGAAGCAGGGCCAUUCAUUUUUUAUUUCGUUACUUUUAUCUUUGCAUGCCUAUUAAAGCAAAAACUAUCUCUAAUGUCUAGCAUAUUCGAGGCUGGAAUUAAUGAUUCCUAGAACGCAAAGGAGUAAAUGACAGCACUUGAAGCAAAAGCAGUUGUACUGAUCACCAAAACCAAUAAAGACAUGGACACAAAAGUUGGCUGCUGUGUGUUUUAAAGAAAAUGCAUUAUAAGUGACAAAAAUGGAGAAUGGCAAACUUUGUGGGUUUGUUUCUGUAACUGAAGUGUAGCAAUAAAGGACUCAAGUUCUGGG
Marmota monax (woodchuck) is the source of this 2482-nucleotide messenger RNA. It is a transcript of the gene Ca3, whose product is annotated as carbonic anhydrase 3. Bases 725 to 1507 code for a protein of 260 amino acids. The transcript is spliced from 7 exons. Gene Ontology annotation, cellular component: cytoplasm. The record is from RefSeq and is a predicted model, not a curated record. Gene Ontology annotation, molecular function: carbonate dehydratase activity; zinc ion binding. Lineage: Eukaryota; Metazoa; Chordata; Mammalia; Rodentia; Sciuridae.